AUGUAUAUAUGUCAGUACCAGAACGCUUCCAGUGAUGGCAACUUGUCAAAGGAGCAGGGAUCGACUCAACUCCCCGUUUCCAGCUUGCCUUUCUCCCCCACAAUUCCCAGUACUGCAGCCCCAAACUCUGUGUCGCCCUUAGCACUUUCGAGCGAUCAGUCCUCGGUUCCCAGUCCGUUGUCUGGUGGACAACCUGCUUCCUUUUCAAGUCUGAGUAGGGAUGAAGAGAGACCACCCUUCGAUAGGCACACGCCGGGUACUCUUGAUACAAUAGAACUCGGUCUCUUGAGCCACUACCUCACGCACACCAGCCGAACUAUCCCUGUCGACGAUCUCGAUCUCUACGCUCUUUCGGUAGGGGUGCCAAAUCUCGCUUUCAGUUCCGAUGUGGUCAUGUCAUCCUUGUUAGCCCUCGCAGCAGCAUGCAAGUCGCACGAUAUAGCUAAGCGAGCCCACGCGCUUCUGGACCCCCAGAGCCUAACGGAUAUUCGAAACCUACUUGCGCUUGCGGAGCGCCAUCACCAGGCUUCCCUACGGCACAUACAAGCGACCAUGCAGAACUCGGAUUCGUACGAUCACGUUCUUGCAAAUGCUGCAUUGAUGGUCUUGUACGCCUCUGCUAGCCACUCCGUCCGCGUGAAUCUUGCGACCGCUGCAAAAAAGUGUAGGCAGCGGCUACCAAAUGAGGUGCUUCCGCAACACUCACAAUGGAUCUCGUUCACACGCGCUGCCCAUACAGCGUCAACUGCAAUACUCAACGGUCUUGUGGCCGCCGCAGAUGCAAUUUGCACCACCACCUCCAGCCCGAUUCUAGAUGCAAGAUCAAAAUUACCGAAUCCGGUUCUUUGUAGCACAGACGGCUUAUCACUGGAGGAUGGUCCAUCCGAGAACACGAAGCGCGUAUUUCUGCCUCUAGUCGCAUCUACAUUCAAUCGAGCUCUUGAGAGUUUAUGCAGGAGAGCUGAAUUGACAACUGCUCUUUUGAAAAGGUCAGAGCUUUUUGCACCCGACUACGUACAGCUACAGGCAUGCUUGGAAACUGUGUCUGUACUUGAGAGAUGUGCAUGCGCAGCUCUAUCCACACGUGAACGUAGCAAAAGCGAAGAGCCACCAAGAUAUCAGCCCAUAUCGUGUGGUGAAUUAUCUAGAGUCUCACCAUGGGUGGCAAAAUACAUGAUCAGUGUCACUUCGAUGGAGUCGCCGCAAAUACUCCGAAGGAUUGUCAUGUCUUUUCUGAACAAAGCACCGGCUGAGUAUCUUAACCUCGUCCAGUCAGUACUUGAUUCACCCUCCGUGAAGGCGAGGGCUGCGAAUUGGAUGACACGAGACUCACCUGGGACGGACGUACCGCUGCUUGACGCGACGCAUUUACUAGCAAUGGACAUCUUUGCCCAUUGGCUGGUCCUUGUUAUGUUAUUGGAUGGCGUCUGGUGGGUUAGUGAUAUUGGAGAGUGGGAGCUUGGCCAGGUUGUAUCAUUAAUGAAGACUCAGGAUCUGCAGAGCCAGUCAGCAGAUACUGGACAAACGUGGUGGCCCGAGACCAUGUACUUAGUUAAGCGGGAGCUCACUGCCGGUUCCUAG
Aspergillus viridinutans is the source of this 1581-nucleotide messenger RNA. RefSeq lists its product as uncharacterized. Gene Ontology annotation, molecular function: DNA-binding transcription factor activity, RNA polymerase II-specific. The coding region runs from base 1 to 1581 and encodes 526 amino acids. The record is from RefSeq and is a predicted model, not a curated record. The transcript has a single exon. Gene Ontology annotation, biological process: regulation of transcription by RNA polymerase II. Lineage: Eukaryota; Fungi; Ascomycota; Eurotiomycetes; Eurotiales; Aspergillaceae.